Molecule: messenger RNA, 283 nt
Organism: Elgaria multicarinata webbii
Lineage: Eukaryota; Metazoa; Chordata; Lepidosauria; Squamata; Anguidae
Gene: GNGT2
Product: G protein subunit gamma transducin 2
Exons: 3
Coding region: 74-283 (69 amino acids)
Biological process (GO): G protein-coupled receptor signaling pathway
Cellular component (GO): heterotrimeric G-protein complex
Molecular function (GO): G-protein beta-subunit binding
Source: RefSeq, a predicted model, not a curated record
CACCCACUUGGGCAGAUGUAUCUCUAAAACACAGUGGAGCUUUGGAGGGGGAAACCCAUCAAAAGAGGGCAAGAUGACCCAGGAUAUGACCGAGAAAGAGCUCCUAAAGUUGGAAUUGGACCAACUGAAAAAGGAAGUGAAGAGUGAAAGACAAAUGAUCUCCAAGACAGCAAAAGAACUCAAAGAAUACAUAGAAUCCGUGGCUCCAGAAGACCCUCUGAUAAAAGGUAUCCCAGAAGACAAGAAUCCUUUCAAGGAGAAGGGUGGUUGUAUAAUCAGCUGA